Molecule: messenger RNA, 6485 nt
Organism: Stereum hirsutum FP-91666 SS1
Lineage: Eukaryota; Fungi; Basidiomycota; Agaricomycetes; Russulales; Stereaceae
Exons: 12
Coding region: 184-6147 (1987 amino acids)
Cellular component (GO): cell periphery; cell septum; myosin complex
Molecular function (GO): ATP binding; cytoskeletal motor activity; chitin synthase activity
Source: RefSeq, a predicted model, not a curated record
GGCAGCUUUAGAGCGACCGGAGAAUGCCGCGUGGGGAGAGCGAGGGGAUGACGGGUUGGGCAAGGACCACACCCACACGUCCGAUUCGAUUCUCUUCCCAAGCCAGCCAGCCAGGGUCUUCGUCGCUGCCAGCCUCGACAGCGCCCGGCGCACUCUUCUCUCCUUUCUUUCUUCUCGACGGCCAUGGCCUCUUCCUCGUCGUCGUCUCCGGCCGUCAACUCUGGCGACCUCGUCGACCUCGUUUCUUCUUCCGCGUCUGCGACCGUUUACCCCUCCGACGAUGCCAUUCUCGCCGUUCUCCAGGCUCGCUUUAGAGCUGACCUACCUUAUAGCAGACUUAACUCAUCCCACCUAGUCGUCGUCAACCCCUACAAAGCUUUGGCGAACACCAACGAUGUCAGCGCACAAGAGUACGAGGAGCGGUGUUACAAGGACACUUCCCUCCCACUCACUGGCUCCUCGCAACCAUUACCACCCCAUCUCUAUGAUCUCGCGGCCAAAGUGUAUUUGCUCAUGCGGAGGCGGACAGAGUCUCAGGCGGUCGUUUUCCGAGGAAUCACAGGCUCCGGGAAGUCAUUCAGUCGUGACCUGCUCAUCAACCAAAUCCUUCGACUCUCGACACACUCCAAGCGCGAGUUGAAGCUCGCAGAGCAGGUCAGGGCUCUCGCUCCUGUUCUCGAUGCGUUCGGCAACGCCAAGACCCUUCUCAACCCGAACGCCUCACGCCACGGUCGAUACUUCGAGCUGCACUUCAAUGAGCGGGGUCGUCUCAGUGGCGCGAAGGUUCUCACGUAUGGUCUCGACAAAUCACGCCUUAAUAGGCUCAGUCACGAAGAGCGAACGUACCACAUAUUCUACCAGCUCCUGGCGGGCGCCACGCCUGCCGAGCGGGAUGCGUUCAACCUGGAGGAUCCUUCGGACUAUGCCCUCCUCGCUUCAUCAGGUUGCUAUCGUCUUCCUUCAGGGCCGUUCAGCGACGAUUCAAUCGCUAUGGAGGAUUUGCGUGUGGCGUUGCGGACGUUGGGUUUCAAGGCGAAGCACAUCUCCGCUGUUUUCAGCCUCAUUGUCGCCAUUCUCCUCCUCGGGAACCUUCAGUUCGGUGACGGCGACUAUAAGGACGCCUCUGCCUACGUGGCGAACGUCCUCGUCCUCGAUCACGCCGCCCGUUUGCUCGGUGUGCCUUCGGAGGACCUAGCCCAGACGCUGACAAACAAGACGAGUUACGUCCGCAAGGAGCUCUACACCGUUCUGAUGAACGCCCAACAAAGCGCAGCACAACGAGAUCAUUUCGUUCGCGACUUGUACGCCAUCCUAUUCGCAUUCGUCGUUGAGACCGCCAACCACCGCGUGGCCCCGAGCGCUUCGGACCCGCCCCCGCACACUCAGGUCGUGCUCCUUGACCAGCCUGGGUUCCAAUCCCGUGGGCCCGCCUCGACUGCUUCGAUGAUGUUCAAUGCUCCUCUCAUCCACGCCUACGGUCAGAACGGGUUCGACGAGUUCUGCAUCAACUUCCAAGACGAGAUGGUUCAUUCUUAUGUUGUGCGGAAUAUCUUCGAAGAUAGUGUGGGCUACAACGGACACCUCGUUGGCGAUGGCAUCUCACUUCCAGCCAUCACUGUCAUGGAUAACUCGGCCUGCAUCGAGCUUAUUCGUGGUGCUCAGCUUAAUGAACGGGCGCACAAGAAGCCCGCGGGAAUGUUGGGGGUGAUGAACAAGGCGUGCUCGUCGUUCAAGUCGGGCAAGAGCGGCGACAAGAGGGACGAGGACCUGCUGCAGGAAAUUGUGUCGAAGUGCGGCGGUCAUGCAUCCUUCGUCGCCAGCACCGGUGCCGACGCGAAUACGUUUGGUAUCAAUCACUACGCGGGUCCCUGCAAUUACGAGACCACCGAUUUCGUGGAGAAGGACACGGACAUGCUGGACUCCGCCUUCGUCACUCUCCUUCGCUCUUCAUCCGAUUCGUUCGUUUCCAAAUUGUUUUCCGGACCGUCACUCGCCGCGGAGAAGCAUAGCAAGGACGAAAACGCCAUUGUUCAGGCACAGGUCUCCUCGCGGCCGUUGCGUCAUCCAACCCCCGUUCCUGCCUCCGGCUCGAGCUCUCCCACAGUGGAGGAGCACCCCCAUCUCGACCCUACGAAGGUUUACCCCGUCACGACUCAGCUCAAUUUCAACCUUUCCGAGAUCAUCUCCACUCUCGACCGCACACGACUAUGGACGGUCUCGUGUAUCCGGCCUAACGACUCUGGUUCCUCCAAUUCGUUCGAUAAGAGACGAGUGAAGGCUCAGAUCCGCUCUCUCCUACUUCCCGACAUCGUCGCCCGUCGCAAGACGGAGUAUGUCGCCGACUAUGAGCAACUCGCGUUCUGCGACCGUUACGUUCCCACUAUGCGUGGGUCCGAGGAGGAGCGAAUUCGACAAUGUGCGUCUUCGAAUGGGUGGAAGGAAGGGACGGAUUACGUUCUCGGACAUAGGAUGAUUUGGCUCUCGUACGGCGCCUGGAAGUCGGUAGAGGAUGUUCUGCGGGCUUCGGAGAAGGACAGGAAGGAGUCGGGCGAGGGCGUGGACGACAGUGAGAGCGCAUAUCCGGAGGACACUACCGAGUAUGACCAUCAGGACCCACCCACACCACGACGAGAAGAGUAUGGUGACAGUGCCGACGACCUUCUUCUUGCGCGCACUGGCAGCCACGGCACGCAGUAUCGUGCUCCCAACACCGCGACCGGCUACGCGGCGGUGGGCUACUCGGACGUCAACAUUACGCCCCAGUAUGAAGGUGACGGCCAAUGGCACGACUACGGCUCGGACAAGAAGGGUCUCACCGAUGAGAUGCCCUCGACGCCUGCGGCUACGAAGGAGCUUGUGCCUAAAGAGGUGGCGCUCGACACCCCGCCUGUCACGACUGCUCGUAAGUGGUGGCUGCGGGUGUGCUGGCUCAUGACUUGGUGGAUUCCGACGUUCAUGCUCACGUAUAUCGGUCGGAUGAAACGCCCGGAUGUUCGGCUGGCCUGGCGCGAGAAGUUCACCAUCUUCCUCCUCAUCUUCCUCCUGAACUGUUUCAUCAUCUUCUACAUCGUCGAGUUCGGCCGUUUGCUUUGUCCCGAUUCCGACAAGGCGUGGAACGUGGACGAGGUGGCCGAGCACACUGGUGAUAACGAUUAUUGGGUUGCGAUCCAGGGCAACGUCUACGAUAUCACGAACUUCGUUAAAGGCCAGCACAGUGAUAUCUCCGGCGAGGACAGUAACGAUUCGGACACGCUUGAGGAAUUGGCUGGGCAGGAUCUUACGAACUAUUUCCCUCCACCACUCAUUCUCGCUUGCCCCGACCUCGUCUCCGACGAUACGCUCACGCUGUCGUACGCCAACUUUACGGCCACUGUCACUACCGCGGUACAUACAUCGGGCGCCUUGGCGACGGAUUCGUCGAGUAAGCUUUCGGAUAGUGAUUGGUACACAUCGACGUUCCAGCCUGUGAUCAAGAAGUAUAUCAAGGGACCUUUGGUGUACACCAAAUCGACCAUUGAAUCGCAAGCUACGAGUUCCGACGAUGAUUCUUCUUCGACAGACACCAAGACUUGGGCCAUCUACAACGAUCACCUCUACGAUCUGACCGACUACUUCUACACCAUCGACCAGAACUCUGCCACGACCAGCUAUGAGUUCCUCGAUUCUUCAAUCACCGACGUCUUCCAACAGCAGCCCGGCAAUGACAUCACGAAAACGCUGAACAGCGUCAUGGAAUCGAUGGACGCCACGACCGUCGCGCAAAACUUGGCUUGCUUGAACAACAAGUUCUAUAUCGGCGAGGUCGACUUCCGCAAGUCGGCGAGGUGUCAGGUCCAGAAUUACAUCUUGUUGGCGGCAUCGAUUAUUCUAGCGUCUUCCAUGGUGGUCAAGUUCUUGGCCGCGUUGCAGCUCGGUGGCAAACGCAAUCCCGAGAUGCUCGACAAGUUCGUCCUGUGCCAGGUUCCCUGUUAUACCGAAGGCGAAGAUUCGCUCCGUCGUACUAUCGACUCGCUCGCCAAUCUGAACUACGACGACAAGCGAAAGCUCAUCUUCAUCAUCUGCGACGGAAAUAUCAUUGGUAGCGGCAACGACCGCACUACGCCUCGCAUUGUCCUAGAUGUUCUCGGUGUCGACCCUAAGCUUGAUCCUGAGCCUCUCCUGUUCAGGUCGAUUGGUGAAGGUUCGAAGCAGCUGAACUACGGGAAGGUUUACUCCGGUUUGUAUGAGUUCGAGGGCCAUGUCGUCCCAUACAUGGUGGUCGUCAAAGUCGGCAAGCCGAGCGAACGUCAAAAGCCUGGUAACCGCGGGAAACGUGACAGUCAGAUCCUUCUCAUGUCGUACCUCAACAAGGUCCACUUCGACAGCCCGAUGGCACCUUUGGAGCUUGAGAUUUACCACCAGAUGCGGAAUGUCAUUGGGAUAGAUCCAGCCUUUUAUGAGUAUAUCUUCACUGUUGAUGCGGACACUACGGUUACACCCGACUCUAUGAAUCGUCUGGUCGCGUCGGUCGCCGAUGAUUCGAGUAUCAUCGGUAUCUGUGGCGAGACGAAAUUGGAGAACCCUGAAGGCUCUUGGUGGACCAUGAUUCAGGUAUACGAGUACUACAUCUCUCACCACUUGUCCAAGGCCUUCGAGAGUUUGUUCGGCUCCGUCACCUGUCUUCCCGGUUGUUUCUCCAUGUACCGUAUCCGUACCGCCGACAAGGGUCGUCCCGUCAUCAUCUCCAGUCGUAUCAUCGAUGAAUACUCGGAGAACCUGGUCGACACGCUCCACAAGAAGAACUUGUUCUCCCUCGGUGAAGAUCGUUACCUCACUACGCUCAUGAUGAAGCACUUCCCGACUUUCAAGACCAAGUUCACUCCGGAUGCCGUCGCGCACACUGUCGCUCCUGAGUCUUGGCGUGUGCUGCUGUCCCAGAGGCGUCGGUGGAUCAACUCGACGGUUCAUAAUCUUUGCGAGCUGGUGUUUUUGCCUGAGUUGUUUGGUUUCUGCUGUUUCUCUAUGAGGUUCUUCGUCUUCAUUGAUCUUUUGGGAACUUUGAUUCUUCCGGCUACGGUCGUCUACCUCCUCUACCUGAUCAUCAUUGUCGCCAUUGGCGGAGCGGCCAUCCCCAUCAUCUCUAUCAUCAUGAUCGCCGCCGUUUACGGUCUUCAGGCCUUGGUCUUCAUCAUUAAGCGAGAGUUCAUGCUCGUUGGGUGGAUGGUUGUUUACCUGUUGUCUUAUCCUGUCUGGAGUUUCAUGCUGCCAGUGUACUCCUUCUGGUGCAUGGACGAGUUCGGUUGGGGUAGCACACGUUUGAUCGUCGGCGAGGGUAAGGACAAGAAGGUCAUUGUCAACGAGGAUGAUGUGUUCCACGAGAGUAUGAUUCCGCUCAAGAAGUUCAGCGAUUACGAAGCCGAGACAUGGGAAGGUUCACACCAGGGUGACAUGUACAGCAAGCCUGGGUCGCACCUUCCACCUCAUUCCAGAGCGCAGUCUCGAGCACAGUCACCGUACGGAUCCCAAGCAGGCGAUUUCUACCGCGAUACAAACGUCAUGGACUCCAAGAAGGACCUUCGUAGCCACCCGUCGCAAGGCAGUAUGUCUCAGUACGGUGGUCAUCAGCAGCCGCCGAUGUCACAGUACGGUGCUAUGCCUCAACUGCCAUUCAUGCCUUUCGGUACGGGCUACGCCGGGUCCGCUGCGGGUUCAGAUUAUGGUGGCCACAUGCAGAUGGGUAUGCCUUACCAGCAGACCGGAAGCGUCUACGGAAUGAUGCCACCUGGUGGGCCGAGGAAUACGAUGAUGUCGUUCAAUCAAAAUCCGUUCGGCGGAGGUAUGGCUCCAGGAAUGGGGAAUAUGUCUUCAGGGCAGUCAAUUGCAGGUGGUGCUCCUCCUUCAAUGGGGGGUGGGAUGGCGCAACCGCGGAUGUCGACGUUCUCGUUGGCGACUUCGGUGAAUCCGUUCGCAGGGCCUAGCAACAGCACGGAUCCGACGGACGAUGAGUUGACACAGGCGUUGCGUAAUUAUCUCAGCACCCAAGACUUGAUGACCGUUACAAAGAAAACCGCACGCGAGGCUAUCAUGGCUCGUUUCCCGAAGGCGGACCUGGCCCCACGGAAACAGUUCCUGAACGACUCCAUAGAUGCGAUCCUCCGCGAGGCGUAGAGACACUUUCAUCUAGUCUUCUUGCCUUUGUACGAACUUGACGCUGUCUCCCUCGCACACCUAUCAUCUCUUCCUCUGGCAUCGCAUCUCUUCUGAUGGAAUCGUAUCGUAAUGUAUACUUGCAUGGACUGUGCCGUCAUGGACAUCAGACCCUAUAAUUCCCCUUCGUCAUUAGCUCGUUCAUUCCGUUGGUUUAUGUCCACUCUUUAAUUACGCGCGCACCUGCAUUUUCAGACACUCAUCAUAGCUCGGACUUUCUCUCCAUCCCCACAACCCCCCAAGUCCCAUAUUCCACUCCCCAUCUCAUGGUAUAUCCUUCUCUUUUCAGCGCAGAACUU